Molecule: messenger RNA, 6859 nt
Organism: Hippocampus zosterae (dwarf seahorse)
Lineage: Eukaryota; Metazoa; Chordata; Actinopteri; Syngnathiformes; Syngnathidae
Gene: lrp6
Product: low density lipoprotein receptor-related protein 6
Exons: 23
Coding region: 646-5493 (1615 amino acids)
Biological process (GO): receptor-mediated endocytosis involved in cholesterol transport; Wnt signaling pathway involved in somitogenesis; canonical Wnt signaling pathway
Molecular function (GO): protein binding
Source: RefSeq, a predicted model, not a curated record
GCGAUCCGAACGGUAGAGAAAGUAGUCCCCGUGGAAUGUGAGUGCGUUUGCUUGUGCAUCGGCUCCAUUUCUCCUUCCUCGCGUCCCCCUUGAGUUUGGUUCUCAUUUCGCCAUCGACGCGAGGCUGUCGAGCGUGCGGCUCGGCGUUGAUGGCGAUCGGUCCGUUUGGUUCGCCUUCGAGACGGUCGGUCGUCGGACAAUAGCGGGGGAGGGGGAGGAAGGGGGACGCGGCGCACGGAUACGGCGGAAGCUGAGCGGGCAGGACAAUGUGCAGGCGUGCUCCGGCUUCCUGGGGAGAGUUGGAGCGUCGCGCUUGGUAGCAAACAAGCCAACAACAAGCCAACAAGCCCGAAGCCCGCGACAAAGGCCGCAACGCGACGACGCCAGCCGAGACAUGGAACGCCCGAGCGCCCCGGCCACCGUCUGAGCCACUUGCGCGAGGCCGAGCGAGGGAGCAGCCAGCCGGGGAGGCGGGGAGGCCGCGGCCGAGGUUGAACGGGGGAGGCGGAGACGCAUCGCUCGCUGGCUGGGGCGAGCGAGCGCGAUGUUUUUUCCUCGCUGGCCGCUGACGAGCAACGCCAGGCGGCGGUGAGCGCGAGCGCGAGCCGACAAAGGGCGAAGAAGAAGCGGCCGAACGCGAGCAGCAUGGCCGCGGUGCUGCGGACGCUGUUAUUGAGCACCCUUUGUCCCCUGCUGCGAGGCGAGCCACUGCUGCUCUACGCCAACCGUCGGGACCUGCGGCUGGUGGACGCGUCCCGCGAGCGGGCCAACGCCAGCGUGGUGGUGGGCGGGCUGGAGGACGCGGCGGCCGUGGACUACGUCUUCUCGCGGGGGCUCAUCUACUGGAGCGACGUGAGCGAGGAGGCCAUCAAGCGCACCGCCUUGGACCGGGCGGGCGGGGGCGGCGCCGUCCACACGGUGGUGCCCGGCCUGGCCUCCCCCGACGGGCUGGCCUGCGACUGGCUGGCCGCCAAGCUGUACUGGACCGACUCGGAGACCAACCGCAUUGAGGUGUCGGAGCUGGACGGAAGCCUGAGGAAGGUUCUCUUCUGGCAGGAGCUGGACCAGCCCAGGGCCAUCGCCUUGGACCCGGCCAGAGGCUUCAUGUACUGGACGGACUGGGGCGAGAUCCCCAAGAUCGAGCGGGCGGGCAUGGACGGCACCAAUCGCUCCGUCAUCGUGGAGCGCGACAUCUACUGGCCCAACGGACUGACGCUGGACUACGAGCAGCUCAAGCUCUACUGGGCCGACGCCAAGCACAGCUUCAUCCACCGCUGCCACCUGGACGGCAGCAACAGGGAGGCGGUGGUGAGAGGGGAGCUGCCCCACCCGUUUGCCCUCACCCUCUUCGAGGACACGCUCUUCUGGACCGACUGGACCACGCACUCCAUCCACUCCUGCUCCAAGCACGACGGCGGCCGGCAGCGCGUGGUCCACUCGGACAUCUUCUCGCCCAUGGACAUCCACGUCUUCAGCGCCGCGAGGCAAAGCCAGAUGAGCACGCCGUGCUCGCUGAACAACGGCGGCUGCUCUCACCUGUGCCUGCUGUCGCCCGACGAGCCCUUCUACCGCUGCGCCUGCCCUACCGGAGUGCAGCUGCUGCACGACGACAAGACCUGCCGAGACGGCGCCACGCGGGUGCUGCUCCUGGCUCGGCGAACGGACCUGCGGCGGAUCUCGCUGGACACGCCCGACUUCACCGCCAUCAUCCUGCAGGUGGACGACAUCCGCCACGCCAUCGCCAUCGACUACGACCCGGUGGACGGCUACAUCUACUGGACGGACGACGACGUGAAGGCCAUCCGCCGCUCGCUCCCUGACGGCGGCGACGCGCAGUUCGUGGUCACGUCGCACGUCAACCACCCGGACGGCAUCGCCGUGGACUGGAUCGCGCGCAACCUCUACUGGACCGACACGGGCACCGACCGAAUCGAGGUCACCCGCCUCAACGGCACCAUGCGCAAGAUCCUGGUCUCCGAGGACCUGGACGAGCCCCGGGCCAUCGUCCUGGACCCCGUUGCCGGGUACAUGUACUGGACGGACUGGGGCGAGGUGCCCAAGAUCGAGCGCGCCGACCUGGACGGGACGGAGCGGCUGGUGCUGGUCAACACCUCGCUGGGCUGGCCCAACGGCCUGGCGCUGGACUACGACGAGCGCAAGAUCUACUGGGGCGACGCCAAGACCGACAUGAUCGAGGUGAUGAACAUGGACGGCACGUCGAGGCGAGUGCUGGUGGAGGACAAGCUCCCGCACAUUUUCGGCUUCACGCUGCUGGGCGACUUCAUCUACUGGACGGACUGGCAGCGGCGCAGCAUCGAGCGCGUCCACAAGCACACGGCCGAGCGGGAGGUCAUCAUCGAACAGCUGCCCGACCUGAUGGGCCUGAAGGCCGCCUACGUCCGCCAGGCCUCGGGCAGCAACGCGUGCGGCCACAACAACGGCGGCUGCAGCCACCUGUGCCUGUUCAAGCCGCGGGGCGCGCAGUGCGCCUGCCCCAUCGGGCUGGAGCUGAUCGCCGACAUGCGCACCUGCAUCGUGCCCGAGGCCUUCCUGCUCUUCUCGCGCCACACCGACAUCCGCCGCAUCUCGCUGGAGACCAACAACAACAACGUGGCCAUCCCGCUCACCGGCGUCAAGGAGGCCUCCGCCCUGGACUUUGACGUCACCGACAACAGGAUCUACUGGACCGACAUCACCCUCAAGACCAUCAGCCGGGCCUUCAUGAACGGCAGCGCCCUGGAGCACGUGGUGGAGUUCGGGCUGGACUACCCCGAGGGCAUGGCGGUGGACUGGCUGGGGAAGAACCUGUACUGGGCCGACACGGGCACCAACCGCAUCGAGGUGGCCAAACUGGACGGCCAGCAUCGGCAGGUCCUGGUCUGGAAGGAUCUGGACAGUCCCAGGGCGCUGGCGCUGGACCCGGCCCAAGGCUACAUGUACUGGACCGAGUGGGGCGGCAAGCCCAAGAUCGACCGGGCGGCCAUGGACGGGACCGGUCGCCUCACUCUGGUGGCGGACGUGGGCCGGGCCAACGGCCUCACCAUCGACUACGCCGAGCGCCGCCUGUACUGGACCGACCUGGACACCACGCUCAUCGAGUCCUCCGACAUGCUGGGUCGGGACCGCGAGGUGAUCGCCGAAGACCUCCCCCACCCCUUCGGCCUGACCCAGUACCAAGACUACAUCUACUGGACGGACUGGAGCCAGCGCAGCAUCGAGCGGGCCAACAAGACCAGCGGGCAGAACCGCACCGUCAUCCAGGGCCACCUGGACUACGUGAUGGACAUCCUGGUCUUCCACUCGUCCCGGCAGGGCGGCUGGAACGCCUGCGCCUCCACCAACGGCCACUGCUCGCACCUCUGCCUGGCCGUGCCCGUGGGCGGCUUUGUGUGCGGCUGCCCCGCCCACUUCUCGCUGGCCUACGACAACAAGACGUGCAACGCGCCCACGUCCUUCCUGCUGUUCAGCCAGAAGACGGCCAUCAACCGCAUGGUGAUGGACGAGCAGCAGAGUCCCGACAUCAUCCUGCCCAUCCACAACCUGAGGAACGUGCGCGCCAUCGACUACGACCCGCUGGACAAGCAGCUCUACUGGAUCGACUCCAAGCAGAACGUGGUGCGCCGCGCUCAGGAGGACGGCAACCAGAGCACGACGGUGGUGUCGGGCGCGCAGCUGUACGACCUGAGCAUCGACAUCUACAGCCGCUUCAUCUACUGGACCAGCGAGCUCACCAACGUCAUCAACGUCACGCGCACCGACGGCGGCCGCGUGGGCGUGGUGCUGAGGGGGCCGCACGACAGGCCGCGCGCCAUCGUGGUCAACCCCGAGAGAGGGUACAUGUACUUCACCAACCUGCUGGAGCGCUCGCCCACCAUCGAGCGCGCGGCGCUGGACGGGACGGAGCGCGAGGUCCUCUUCUUCAGCGGGCUGGGCAAACCCGCCGCGCUGGCCGUGGACAACGAGCUGGCCAAGCUCUUCUGGGUGGACUCGGACCUGCGCCGCAUCGAGAGCAGCGACCUGUCAGGCGCCAAUCGCGUCGUGAUCGCCGACUCCAACAUCCUGCAGCCGGUGGGCCUGACGGUGUUUGGCAAGCACCUGUACUGGAUCGACAAGCAGCAGCAGAUGAUCGAGCGCGUCGACAAGACCACGCGCGAGGGCCGCACCAAGAUCCAGGCGCGCGUGGCCUACCUCAGCGACAUCCACGCCGUGCGCGAGCUGGACAUGAGGGAGUACGGUAAGCACCCGUGCACGUGGGACAACGGCGGCUGUUCGCACAUCUGCAUCGUCAAAGGCGACGGCACCACCCGCUGCUCCUGUCCCGUCCACUUGGUGCUGCUGCAGGAUGAGCUGUCGUGCGGAGAGCCCCCCACGUGUUCACCCGAGCAGUUCUCGUGCCGUUCGGGCGAAGUGGACUGCAUCCCGCAGGCGUGGCGCUGCGACGGCUACGCCGAGUGCGACGACGACAGCGACGAGCAGGACUGCCCCGUUUGCUCCGACAGCGAGUUCCAGUGCGACAGUCGCCAGUGCGUCGACCUCGGCCUCCGCUGCAACGGCGAGGUCAACUGCCAGGACCGCUCCGACGAGAACAAGUGCGAAGUGCGCUGCCCGUCGGACCAGUUCUCGUGCGCCAACGGCCAAUGCGUGGGCAAGGACAAGAAGUGCGACGACAACAUGGACUGCGCCGACAACUCGGACGAGAUGGGCUGCUCGGACUCCACGGAGGAACCGCCGCCUUCCAACAACACCGUGGGCUCCAUCGUGGGCGUGGUGAUGGCGCUCUUCCUGGUGGGCGCCGUCUACUUUGUGUGCCAGCGCGUCCUGUGCCCUCAGAUGAAGGACGACAGCGAGACGGUGGCCAACGACUUUGUGGUGCACGGCCCGUCCUCGGUGCCGCUGGGAUACGUGCCGCACGCCGCCCCCCUGUCGGCCUCGCUGCCAGUGGCGUCCGGGGGCAAGUCGGCCGUGGGCUCGCUCAGCAUCAUGGGCGGCAGCAGCGGGCCGCCGUACGACCGCGCCCACAUCACCGGCGCCUCGUCCAGCAGCUCGUCCAGCACCAAGGGCGCCUACUUCCCUCCGAUUCUGAACCCGCCUCCUUCUCCCGCCACCGUGCGCUCGCAGUACACGCUGGAGUUUGGCUACUCGUCCAACAGCCCGUCCACGCACCGCUCCUACAGCUACCGGCCGUACACGUACCGCCACUUUGCCCCUCCCACCACGCCGUGCAGCACCGACGUGUGCGACAGCGAUUACACGCCGGGCCGCCGCGCGCCGGCGCCGCUCAAGUCGGCGGGCGGGCGCGCGGCGGCGGCCAAAGGCUACACCAGCGACCUCAAUUACGACUCGGAGCCUUUCCCGCCCCCGCCCACGCCGCGCAGCCAAUACCUGUCGGCCGAGGAGAACUGCGAGAGCUGCCCGCCGUCGCCCUACACCGAGCGCAGCUACUCGCACCACCUCUACCCGCCCCCGCCCUCGCCCUGCACGGACUCGUCCUGAACCCCGACCGCGACCCCCCCCCCCCCCCCUGCCCUCCCCCACCCCCUCGGUGUAAAUAGCCACUGUGCAUAAAAUGAGGUUAAAAAUGGGAACGCCGGGCCGGCUGCUGCGGAACAUUUGUACAUUGUAAAAGAGAAAAACAUAUUUAUAUAUUUUCUAUACAGUGUUUACUGAUGAUGCCAUAGAGGUUUGUAUUCAGACAUUUGUACAUUGAUGAUUAUUAUUAUUGUUGUUGUUGUUUUUUUUAAAGAAAAGCUUUUAUUCAAAUCACACAUAUAGAAGUUGCCUUAAAGGUCAGCCACUACGCCAAAUACGGAGCAUCCGCCAUUCCGGCCUCACCCGCUCGGGUCCCCCGCCCCGCCCCGCCCCACCCCGACACCCACGCAGCUCCCACGCGUCCCAAACCAAAAGGUGUCCCCCUAGCAACAGCCGACUUGUGCCUGAGCAGUGGGCUAGGAAGUGUAUUUGGAGCACGCAGUGGUGCAUUGAGAAGCUAUCCGCCAUGGACCAGUGGUCUCCAACCAGACUGCUUUUACCAAGUCCGUGGACCGACAGAGGCGACCCCCCCCCCUCGACCACGCGCCUACCUUUAAGAGUGCCAACGCCAUAACAAGUCCUUGCGCAAAGGAUCGAUUGACCAAUCUUUGGGGUUUGUUUUUUUAAACCCGAAGCAAUGCGAGCUUUGCUCCAAGUGUUUGACACUCAAGGCGCUUCGAUCUGUUGAAAUCAGUUGGGAAGGCUUCCUUGACUCAUCGGAGAGCAGACUUGCAGAAUUCCCCGUUGCGAAAAAUCCGCUUUGGAGUCGGUCUCCCGAAAUGGACCUCGGCUCCUGUGUUUUUUGAGACCCAUUUUGCGAGCUGGAGGCUUUCAAAUCUAUUUCGGCCUCGCAUCGCACGGAAGCCAGAAGUACUGUACGUGGUUUUGGUCUUUCCUCUGUGCGGCCUGCUGGUUGGGGACCACUGGUGCGGACGACAUUACGUAGCAGCAGCGGCAUCGUCAAGCUGUCAUUCCUAUUUUUCUACCAAAAAAAAAAACGUGACCCGCCCCCUCCCCCGCCCCCUUAAGGUCCUCGCCGUCGUCGCACGGUGGGGCGUGAAACCGGAAGCUGUCGUUCUUCCGCAACGUUGUGCCACACUUUGGGAAGCCGCGAAGGUGCGCUCAAGUCCAAAUGUGCGCUCGUGUUUUUCAUGGUGUUCAUCCUUUCCUUCAAGCACUUUUGUCUCCGGCUCGUCGUCUUUUCUAAUCUUACGGGGCCGAGCGGCGUUUGGUUGUUCAUCCUCCACUUUGGCCCGUCCAACCACCACCAUAAGCUGCUCUUGUCCUUAACCUUCUUUUUGCUCAACAUAAAGUGAGUGACAUUUGACUU